GUAGGGUUCGCAGAUGGAUAGAUACAUGUGCACGAGGCGAAUGUGAAAAGAAGUUUGCGUAAUGCAUUUAUUCAGUUUGCGGUUAAAGAAAUAAAAGGAGGGGAGAAAAAAUAUUAUGGAUGAAGAAAAUCGAGCAGAUCCCCCGAACUGGAUAAAGCAGCACGCCGUAUAUCAAGAGUUGAUGCAUUUAGAUGUCGGAGACAGUGCUCAAGUAUAUGGCUUUCUGGUGUACAUGGACCUGACGGAAGUGCGUAAAUGGACAGAGGUGGUUGGAGUUCCCUGUCCGGAGUUACAGGCGGUUCUUCUGGAGGCUCGAGAGAAGGAAGGAGAAACAGUCCAGAUGAUCUACCCUCUGCCUUCACACAGAUCCAUCAGACACAGAGAGUAGGACACA
Messenger RNA from Puntigrus tetrazona (Sumatra barb), 394 nucleotides. Its product is annotated as tRNA-splicing endonuclease subunit Sen15-like. Gene Ontology annotation, molecular function: nucleic acid binding. Lineage: Eukaryota; Metazoa; Chordata; Actinopteri; Cypriniformes; Cyprinidae. The record is from RefSeq and is a predicted model, not a curated record. Gene Ontology annotation, biological process: tRNA splicing, via endonucleolytic cleavage and ligation.